Messenger RNA from Trichechus manatus latirostris (Florida manatee), 2655 nucleotides. It is a transcript of the gene CDK11B, whose product is annotated as cyclin dependent kinase 11B. Lineage: Eukaryota; Metazoa; Chordata; Mammalia; Sirenia; Trichechidae. Gene Ontology annotation, molecular function: ATP binding; protein serine/threonine kinase activity. Gene Ontology annotation, biological process: protein phosphorylation; regulation of mitotic cell cycle. Gene Ontology annotation, cellular component: nucleus. The record is from RefSeq and is a predicted model, not a curated record. The coding region runs from base 150 to 2396 and encodes 748 amino acids. The transcript is spliced from 20 exons.
AUGGGUGAUGAAAAGGACUCUUGGAAAGUGAAAACUUUAGAUGAAAUUCUUCAGGAAAAGAAACGAAGGAAGGAACAAGAGGAGAAAGCAGAGAUAAAACGCUUAAAAAAUAACAACGCUUCUUCAGUCAAGUUCUUUUGUACUUCCAAAUGUUGCAGUCUGAUGACCGGGAUUCCAAACGGGAUUCCCUUGAAGAGGGGGAGCUGAGAGAUCACCGCAUGGAGAUAACAAUAAGGAACUCGCCUUAUAGAAGAGAGGACUCUAUGGAAGACAGAGGCGAGGAAGAUGACUCUUUGGCUAUCAAACCGCCCCAGCAAAUGUCCCGGAAAGAAAAAGCUCAUCACAGAAAAGACGAGAAGAGAAAAGAGAAACGUAGGCAUCGUAGUCAUUCAGCAGAAGGGGGGAAGCAUGCUAGAGUGAAAGAAAAAGAAAGAGAACAUGAACGUCGGAAACGACAUCGAGAAGAACAGGAUAAAGCUCGCCGGGAAUGGGAGAGACAAAAGAGGAGGGAGAUGGCAAGAGAACAUUCCAGGAGAGAGAGGGACCGUCUGGAGCAACUGGAGCGGAAGCGGGAGCGGGAGCGGAAGCUGCGGGAGCAGCAGAAGGAGCAGAGGGAGCAGAAGGAGCGUGAGCGGCGGGCUGAGGAGCGACGCAAGGAGCGUGAGGCACGCAGGGAAGUGUCCGCACAUCACCGCACCAUGCGGGAGGAGUACGGUGAGAAGGUGAAAGCCAGCCACUGGAGCCGCAGCCCACUCCGGCCGCCACGGGACAGGUUCGAGCUGAGCGACGGCCGGAAGCCAGUAAAAGAAGAGAAAAUGGAAGAAAGAGAUCCCCUGUCUGACUUGCAAGAUGUCAGCGACAGUGAGAGGAAGACCAGCUCGGCAGAGUCAUCCUCAGCGGAGUCAGGGUCUGGCUCAGAGGAGGAGGAGGAAGAAGAGGAGGAGGAGGGGAGCAGCAGUGAGGAGUCAGAGGAGGAGGAGGAGGAGGAAGAAGAGGAGGAAGAGGAAGAGGAAGAGGAGACGGGGAGCAAUUCCGAGGAUGCUUCCGAGCAGUCGGCUGAAGAAGUGAGCGAAGAGGAGAUGAGCGACGACGAGCGAGAGAAUGAAAACCACGUCCUCGUGGUUCCAGAGUCACGAUUUGACCGCGAUUCUGGGGAGAGUGAGGAAGGGGAGGAAGAAGGGGGUGAGGGGACCCCGCAGAGCAGCGCCCUCACUGAAGGAGACUGCGUGCCCGACUCGCCUGCUCUGUCGCCAAUCGAGCUCAAGCAGGAGCUGCCCAAGUACCUGCCCGCCCUGCAGGGCUGCCGGAGUGUGGAGGAGUUCCAGUGCCUGAAUAGGAUUGAAGAAGGCACGUACGGGGUGGUCUACAGAGCAAAGGACAAAAAAACGGAUGAAAUUGUGGCUCUGAAACGGCUGAAAAUGGAAAAGGAAAAGGAGGGAUUUCCCAUCACGUCACUAAGAGAAAUCAACACCAUUCUCAAGGCCCAGCACCCCAACAUAGUCACUGUCAGAGAGAUUGUCGUUGGAAGCAACAUGGACAAGAUCUACAUCGUGAUGAACUACGUAGAGCACGAUCUCAAGAGCCUGAUGGAGACCAUGAAGCAGCCCUUCCUGCCAGGGGAGGUGAAGACCCUAAUGAUCCAGCUGCUUCGAGGUGUGAGGCACUUGCAUGACAACUGGAUCCUGCACCGUGACCUCAAGACGUCCAAUCUGCUGCUGAGCCAUGCUGGCGUCCUCAAGGUGGGUGAUUUUGGGCUGGCACGUGAGUAUGGGUCCCCACUAAAGGCCUACACCCCAGUUGUGGUGACCCUUUGGUACCGUGCCCCAGAGCUACUGCUUGGCGCCAAGGAGUACUCCACAGCCAUUGACAUGUGGUCUGUGGGCUGCAUCUUCGGGGAGCUGCUGACUCAGAAACCCCUGUUCCCUGGGAAGUCAGACAUCGACCAGAUCAACAAAGUGUUUAAGGACCUGGGGACCCCCAGCGAGAAAAUCUGGCCUGGCUACAGCGACCUUCCCGCGGUCAAGAAGAUGACAUUCACUGAGUACCCAUACAACAACCUCCGCAAGCGCUUUGGGGCGCUGCUCUCAGACCAGGGCUUCGACCUCAUGAACAAGUUUCUGACCUACUUCCCUGGGCGGAGGAUCAGUGCUGAAGAUGGCCUCAAGCAUGAGUAUUUCCGUGAGACCCCGCUCCCCAUUGACCCCUCCAUGUUCCCCACGUGGCCCGCCAAGAGUGAGCAGCAGCGUGUGAAGCGUGGCACCAGCCCACGGCCACCUGAGGGGGGCCUGGGCUACAGCCAGCUGGGUGAUGACGACCUCAAGGAGACCGGCUUCCACCUGACCACCACAAACCAGGGGGCCUCAGCUGCUGGCCCCGGCUUUAGCCUCAAGUUCUGACCCCAGAGCAAGUCGUAGCACACGCCCAGAGGGCGGGGCCUGGCCGGGUUGCGUAGAGGCACAAGGCUCCCCUUCGUGAGAGGAGUGGCUACUGCGGUGUCUUUGUCCAGAUUGCAUCCCUGAAUCUAAGCUGCAGGGGGACCUCUGGGCCGAGAAUCCUGGACUCAGAGCUCCUUAUCAUGUUCUUCAUUUUCCACGUUUUUAUUUUGGCUUGUAAAUUUAUAGAAUUAAAUCAUAUUUUCCUUGUUGUAGAGGGAGA